UCGACCCCCGAAAGGAUGAAAGGCAUGGUCGACCUCGGCGGAAUUUGAACUCGGAAAGGUAACGGCACGUCCAAAUAUAGAAAUAUAGAUAUAUGCACAUCCAAAAAUGAAACUGACGUCAGUACGCAUGCGUAGUUAGAGAAAGAUUUUCACGUCCGCUUUCAUAUCCACCUUUGCUUAAUUCGUUGUCUUUUCUUCGAUAUUUCUCAUCUCCCUGUCACAGUCCGACACUCUUGUACUUCAUAAAACAUUUCCAUUAUCAGAUAAUAUUUACGAUUAAAGAAUUCUUUACAGUGGAUACAUCUUCAUUAUUUAUCAUCUUUUGAAGGCAAAAAGAAAAUGUUUUACUGAACUUCUAUAAUUGUUUACAUAAACUUGUGGAUAAUUUAUUUUCAUGAGGUGAGAAAAAUUAUGGAAGUUGAAUUAUGUGAGAAGAAUGAAGAAUUUAAAUCACAAUGUAAAACUUCUGAUUUUCCUGAAGAUAUAAAGAAAGAGGAAAAAGAAACACCUUAUCACUGUGAUACAUGUGAUAGAUCAUUCUCUGAGAGAUGUCACCUCAAUAAACACAAAUGUAUUCAAACGAGGGAGCGACCAUAUCAGUGUAAUAAUUGUGGUAAAUCAUUUUCGCAUAACCGUAAUUUAAUUGUUCACAUACGUAUUCAUACUGGAGAGAGACCGUAUCAUUGUGAUAUCUGUGACAGAUCUUUCUCCACAGGAAGCAGCUUGACUAAACACACACGCAUUCAUACAGGAGAGAAACCAUUCCACUGCGAUCUCUGCGGGAAAUCGUUCUCUGGCAGUAGUGACUUGACUCAACAUAAGCGCUUUCAUACAGGUGAAAAGCCAUAUCAGUGUGAUAUCUGUAAUAAAUCAUUCUCGCAGAGUGGACACUUAACUGUACACAGACGUAUUCAUACGGGAGAAAAACCAUAUCAGUGUGAUAUCUGUAGUAAGACCUUCUCUGAAAGCAGUCCCUUAAUUCAACAUACGCGUAUUCAUACGGGAGAGAAACCAUAUCACUGUGAUAUCUGUGGUAGAUCAUUCACACAAAGUACCCACCUAACUAUACAUAGACGUAAGCACGCAGGCAAAAAACUCUAUCCUUGUGAUAUCUGUGGUAAAUCAUUCUCUCGAACUGGUCUAUUGGCUCUUCAUAAAUUAGAUUGUAAUUAAACAAAAUUGUUUCAAGUGUGAGCAUGACAGAAACUGUAAUGAAAUUUCAAGAUGUAGUCUCUUGUGAUUAUCAAGAGUAAAGUUGAGGUACAUGGCCUAGUGGUUAGAGCAGCGGACUCGCGGUCGAGGGAUUGCGGGUUCGAAUCUCAGACCGGGCGAUGUGUGUGUUUAUGAGCGAAACAUCUAAGCUCCACACGGCUCUGGCAGAAG
This is a messenger RNA of Octopus sinensis (East Asian common octopus), 1383 nucleotides long. Its product is annotated as zinc finger protein 239-like. Lineage: Eukaryota; Metazoa; Mollusca; Cephalopoda; Octopoda; Octopodidae. The record is from RefSeq and is a predicted model, not a curated record. Gene Ontology annotation, molecular function: DNA-binding transcription factor activity, RNA polymerase II-specific; RNA polymerase II cis-regulatory region sequence-specific DNA binding. Bases 412 to 1173 code for a protein of 253 amino acids. Gene Ontology annotation, biological process: regulation of transcription by RNA polymerase II. The transcript is spliced from 2 exons.